Messenger RNA from Pogonomyrmex barbatus (red harvester ant), 18069 nucleotides. RefSeq lists its product as uncharacterized. Gene Ontology annotation, molecular function: DNA binding. The record is from RefSeq and is a predicted model, not a curated record. Lineage: Eukaryota; Metazoa; Arthropoda; Insecta; Hymenoptera; Formicidae.
AUGAAACGGCUCGAUAAUGAACCUAAGAAGACCCCGUUUGUAUUUUCUUUCCCCUUUUGUCGCAUGCUGUCCUGAAGGAAAACUAUUUGCACUGAAACAUGUAAAAAAGAUUCUAUUCUACUCCAUUCUAUUGUUGCUGCUUGAAAAGAUUUUCUCUCUGACACUGGCCAGGCGGGAUGUGUGUUGCCUCAGAGAGGUCGACAUCGGCUCCGAUCCUCGGCGAAGGCAAACACCUUUCUCCCUGCCCUCUUCUUUCUUCUUUCUUCUCACUUUCUCUCUUUCCUACCUUCUUUAUUCUCUCGAUCCUCGCCGAAAUCUCGGCCCUCAUAUGCGAGUAUCGAACUUCCGCGUGACUAGUUAAGCGAACGCCCCGAGGCCAUAAUUUCUUAAGCGAUUAAAAGGCGAAUUUUACAACAAACCGCGCUUGAUUCACACAGUCGCUACGGGAUUAAUCGAAUUAGCCGUAUGUAUUACUUUUUGCCUUCUAUUUAGGCAACUUACAACCAAACAAAUAGGAAGGUAAAUAGAUCGUCUCUUUAUAUAACCAUCGGAAGCAGGCGAGAAGAUGUAGUAUUAAAUAGAGGAAAUUAGAGGCCUGGAACACACCUCAAGUUCAAUUUGAGCUCAUUUUCGUGCGUUUUCACUUUCUCUCUGCUUCCGAAAAUUAUGUAACAGUGUCGUUUGCUUAUCAUCUCAGUUUUCACUCGAAGGUUUAUUCAUCAAUCUAUCAACGAUAUUUUUAUCAACGAUAACGACGUUAUUGAGACUUUCUCUGCGACGCAGGUGAUUCACGUGAAUUCCAUUUUGUGUUUCAGAACUAAAUGAUGAUGCUAAGGGAUUCGACGGGCAAGCAUGAGGGAAAGAACACCCUCUGCCGACGACACCCCGAAAAGGGCCCCACCGGCACCAAGCAGAGAGGCGGCUUCGGCGGACGUAGCUGGUAGCGAGACAUCGAACGACGACACGAUCGAGAGUUACCACAGGACGAAAUUGUCCGGCACUCCCUCGGCGCCCGGCACGACGACGUCGUCCGACAGGAUGGUAGCGUCGACGCAGAGCCUGGAGGAUCUGGGCGUUAAUCAUCCCGCCAACGCGGCAGGGAGCAACGCCGAUCGUCAGCAGCAGCAUCAGCAGCAGCAACAGCAGCUACAGGAACGCUACGGUCAUGCUUACAGGUCAUCGGCGCAGACCGCCCAGGAUAAGCGGUCGCGACUGAGCAAUGUAAUUAACAAUCUGCGCAAGAAGGUGCCGGAUGGAACCAUCGGCGGAAGUUCGGAUUUGCCGAGGAAGGAGGAGGACGACCGGAACAGCGUCGAAAGAAACCUGGAGACUCUGGAGAAAUAUGUGAUGACAGUGCUGAACGGUGUGAUCAAGGACGACGAGGAAGAGGACAAGAGCGCGGAAAAGACGAAGGAGCUGGAGAGGCAGAGGAAAGAGCCCGAUGAGGAAGAGGAGGAGGAGGAGGAAGAGGAAGAGGAGGAGGAGGAAGAGGAAGACCCGACGGAUACGGCGGUCAAAUCGAGUGACGGUGACAUCGAAGCUGCCGUUGUGCCGCGAUUAGAAGAUUCUUCGACGAUCGAUAAUGCCGAAGACGUCGAAUCCUCGAAGACUACGGAUUGCUCGAAUACAAAAGAAACGGCAGAAAGUCUACAGGAUUCGGAGAUCAAAAUUAGUCAGGAUUUGAAGGAACUUUCCUCUAGGACGGAGGAAAAUCAUCGGGACGUUGAGGAAAGAGAAUCCGAAAAUGAUCGAAACGUUUCGAGGGAGAAAACGGAAAGUCGGACGUUAGGUACGAUUAUAAUGGACAGAUUGAGUGAGCAUCAGGUCGAAGAGAGGGCGAAUGUUGACGAUGGCAGAGGACACCGAACGUGUGAAACCGUCGCCUCAGAAAAUACAGAGGUGCACGUAAUCUGCAGGAAACUACUAGACAAUCUAUUGAACGAUGUCUAUCGGAUGGUUGAUGAUCAGGAGAAUCAGCGGAAAAUCGAAGAGAAGCCGAAGAAGAUCGUCGACGCGAUCGAGUCGAGGGUAGAGGAGACCAAAGACUCAAACAUUAAUUAUGUUCAGGAGCUGUCUGUGACGGGUCUUCAUUGCAGUUUACCUUUGGAAAAAGUCGCGCCCGUACUUCAAAAUUGUCACACGAGCGAGUCGGUGACCUCGCGACUUUCUUCAGGAUCGCCUUUAAGUCCUUCGUCGGCACAGAAGUCGAAACCGUCGUCUAAUACGACACCGCCGGUCAGACUCCUCUGUCUCUACUGCGACAGAAAGUUUCUGUCCAUGUCCCUGCGGCAGCGGCAUACGGAGAGAUCGCAUCAGCUCGGUGGUGGCAGGAGAUCAGAGAGGAAAAAUCUUCGAAAACCCUCCCAGAACUGCCAGUACUGCUCUGAGAAGUGUGCCGAUACCCUGGAGGCACUGUUCCAACACAUGGUCAGUAGCCAUGGAGACAAGUACUACGCCUGCGUUCAGUGUUCGACAAGGUAUCCCACUCGGGAAGCUCUGGUGGGACACAUGGGCGAGACGCACGGUGGAAAUGCCGAAAGGAUCGGACAGGUUCAGCCGGAAAAGAUCAAAGAAGGCUCACCCUGCAAAGAAUUUUGCAGUCAAACUUUACGUGAGAAGGUGAACAUGUUGUCAGUAAGAGACAGAAGGUCCGAAGAAAAGGAAUCGGAAGAUCAUGAUGAAAAUCGACGGACGGACAGCAGUCGAACGAAACUCAUCGCGACGCGGGAACUUAUCGAUAAUCCGGCCAGUCCCGAGUUCGACAGUUCCUUCUAUAGCAACGUGAGCUGUAACAUCCGCGAGAACUUGCUUCACCACCUAGACGGUAAAUUGCAGACGAUGAGCAGUCCGUCAUCGUCGACGUGCACGCUGCCGACCGCUACCUCGAACUUGACGGCGCCGGCGACGGUGACGGCGACGGCGACGACGACGGAAUCGAAAUCGCCGCAACAACAACAACAACAACAAUCGCAACAGUCAUAUUACGAGCACAACGUCACUCAGAUCCAAUUUCCUAUCGACAUUUCGUUAACCGCCGCGACGCCGGUUUAUACCAAGGACUACGCAGCCAGCGAGGAGUAUGAGAACUCGAGCGAGUACGCCCGGAAGGCUGGCAAAACCAGCAGCGGCUCGCGACCACGUCGAGUCUCCUUCGAGAAGUAUAAUUUCCCGCGCAAAUAUGACGGUAGGGAACAGUGGACGUGCUCGAUCAAGGACCUCAGCAAGUUUGACAUCUCCACGCAGCUGUCACUUCGGAAGAAGCAGCAGCUGAUCAAGGAACGUCUCACCAUCAAUCGACUGCAUCAGAUUCCGUUGGUACCGAGCGAGACUACCGAGGUGUCUCUCCGCGAUCAGAAACAGACCGAGCCCGUCGUCGAAAUGGCGGCGAGUAAUCAGGAUGAAACCGAUGCUGCCUGCAUGGUCGAUCCGGCUGUCGCGAUUCCUGAUGUCGUCUGCGAGUUUGGCGAAUCGUCCCCAAGUGAGAUUAAAAAGGAGACGACCGAAACGUCCGCGACCUCGAAUUCGUCGGAUUCGACGGCUAUCACGGGCUUUAGCAAUGAAUUCUUAGACUUCAUGAGACUGAGGAGGCGCGAGCAAGGUGACAACGAGGUUGUAAAUUCUCAGGAGAUUGUUUAUGCGGAAUUGAGCGGCGAAUGGUCGCGAACGCGGAUCUACAUCUGCGGCGCUUGCGGUUCCAGACACGUGACGCUCAAGGAGAUGGAGGAUCACAAGGCUUCCACGCAUCCGCGCGUCCUGUGCUCGCACUUCGAGCUGGCGGGCGAUCAGCGCGAACACUACAAACACCUGUAUCUACCGGGAAGAGAUGCGCCAACCGACGCGGCGCGCGAUGCCUCGCUCGCGGAGAUGGUGUGCACCAAGUGUACCAAGAGCUGCCCGAGCAUGGGCGAGUUACAUCGUCACAUGUUGGAGUGCGGUGGUGAUCACGCCUGGUUGCUCGGCCUCAACGGCAGCGGCAAGAAGAAGUGCAAGUGGCGGCCGUUUGGCAGCCGUAGCCGUCGACGGCGUCAGCGCGGCAUGAAGAGAAACAUACAGAACUCGCAGACGCAGCCGCGAGUCGUCAACGCGGAUCGGCCCAAGGAGAAACAGACACCGACCGGUCCUAGAGUCCGCCCGAGUGAUCGCGAGAGUAUCCAGAAAAUGCUGGCCAAUUUACCAGCUAAGAGAGCUACGAGGAAAGUUCUGCAGGACAGCAUGAUACGAUCGCAGGGUCGACUUCGUAACGUGCAGACCAGAACGAGACCUCGCAUGAUCGGCGACAAUUCGUCUCGGAUCUCACGUAACAAAGCUGCCUUGAGGAAUAAACUGCUGAAGAAUGCUAAGUCGAUUCAACGGAAUCGUUGUCGAAGUGAUAACAUUGCAGCAGUGAUCGAGAGUGUCGUGAGGAAGUGUCACGAGACCGAGAAGAAAUUGGACAGCGAUGGUGACGGGAGCACCGAAGCUGAGGACGAGAGUAAGAAGAAUGCCAAAGAGACGAACGAAAGUUCGUCGAAGGCGAUCGGCAAAGCUGCGGAUGUCAAUGAUAAAACUGUUCGUACGAGGGUCGUUGGGCAACCUAAGGUUCUCGGUAAGAGGAGAAACGUGAAGAAUCCGCAAUUUCAAAGCAAGGACGGUAACAAGCUGGCGAAAAUAAUGGGCAAGUUUGUGAAGUUUAAGAAUAGCGUUACGUCCGAAACGAAGAGCGAAGGCGAGGAGACAUCCUCCCCAAAGAGUACACCAAAGAACGCAAAGACGACGCCGAGAGUAGCUGAUAAAGACGAGGUCAGUCCCGACGGCAAGAAAAUAUCAACCGCUGGAAUAAAAAGCAAAAAUAAAUUGACGCAGGGCAUACUGAAAAGAAAGCGAUCCGUGGAUCCGGUGGCAUCUUUGAACGCUUCUAUCAAGGCGAAGUCACAAUUACGAACGCAGGAUGGUAAGUUUGCUCGUAAUCCGAAUAAGGACUCGUCAGCAAAAUCGGAAACGAAAAUGGAUGACGGGAAACCGACCAAGGCUGCCGAUUCGAUCGAGGUUAAGCCAAAACCGAAAACGAUGCAGAAAUCGAAGAAGAUGGAGAUUCAACUGCCGCGAAGAGUCACCCGGUUGUCAUCCGACAGCGACAAGAUGCCAACUUUGGAACCAGUCGUGCAGAUUGUUUCCUCUAAUGAGGAAUACGCCGAUAAAUCAUCAAAUGAUUUGCCUAUCUUAUCGCCAGUGAUAGGAUCUCCUCAGGAUCAGAAAGCGUCUCGAACUUCCGCAAAGAGUGUUCUGAAAGAGAAAGAGGCUAAUGUCGAUCUCGAGGUUGUCCCUGAAAAGAGCAAAAAGGAGCAGAAAUCGACAAGAGAAAGAAAGCCGAAAGAAGAAACAAAAGAUACAGCAAAGCGAAAGAAGACUGAUAUAAUUGAAGAAAAUAAAAAUAAUGUAGGGCUGCUAAAAGAUGAUAAGACGAAAGGCAGGAAAAGUUUGCCCGUCACAAGUAAUAAUAACGGCGAAAAUAACAAAGAAGAAACGUCUAAAGGAGAGGUCAUUGCAAAAAAAGAUUCAAGAUCGAAAAAGAAAGAAUCAUCGAAGAAAACUCGAAGCAAUUGGAAAACUAGAUUUGUGAACAAAGAUUUCGUGUUGUUGUUGGACAUCCCAUCCGAAGUGAAGAAACUAUUAAAAAAUUUCUGUCCGGAAGAUAGUAAAGAGGCUGUCCUGAACAGAUUAGAACUUGCAUCCAACGAUUCGAAAUACAACUUGAGGCAAUCGAUACCAGGAUCGAAAGUGCUUCAAGCGAACGACAAAAAUCCGAAAGAACUCGAUGACGAAAUGGAGGAAUCGAAGGAUAUGAGCAAAAAGGAGAAAAUUGAAGCAAUUAGAAAACCGUCUAGGAAAAAUGUCGAGAAGAAAGGUGACGAGAAGAAAACGAAAUCGGAGAAGGAUUCAGCUAGCAACGUGGCCUCCAGCGUAGCUAAUGUGGCUCAGAACGAAAAAAGUCAACAAGAUAAAAAAGAUGGUCGAACUGUGAAGGAGAUCGCGAUCGAUAGUUCCGAUACGGAAAGCAAGACUGAUAGCAGACAAACGAGAGGAUCGUUGAGCGACAAGAGUGAGUCUGCCUUGGAAAUCGCAAGCGAUAGCUGUCGGAAGAACAGCGGUUUGCUGGAGAAACGUCGCAGUCGUAACAAGUCGGUCGACGAAGAUGAAGAAAGCAACACGGCCAUGUCGGAAGAACAGAAAAGCAGCGAAAAUAUUGCGUUAGGUGAAAAGGAAAUCGGGAAAGAACUCGAGGAAGAUACCGAUAAAAUCUCUAAGAAGGAAAUGCAAGGGGAAGGCGACAAAAAUUCCGAUGAUCAUUCGGAUUUGACGGUAGUGAACAUUAAUUUGAGCCACUUACAGUCAGAGACGAGCAACCUGUCCAUCGACAGCGGCAAGGAAAAUUCUUUGGAGACUACCGUGAACGUUCCCAGCAAGCUGAAGGUAGGAAGACCUAGGAAGACGUGGGGCGCGCGCCGCGAGAAAUCGUCAAGGAAGAGAUCCUUGAACAACGUCAUCGGUAUUCUGACGGAGGGCAUGAAUAUCCCUGUUGAGGCGCAGCAGAGCGUGCAGGUACUCACGGUUCAGACCAGUCUAGACAAUUCGGACAGAGUAGCGCGAAACGGGAGCGCGCAACAACCGAGUGGUGAUGAGGACAACGUGCUCGCGGGGGAUUCCGCGUUCAGUGAAUUGUCGGAUCUUGCCAAAAGCGAAACGGAAUCUAUGGAGAACGAAACGAUUGUGGCAACAAGUACGACUGGCAACCUUCACACAGACAGCGAGAGGAAUGCUCAUGCUUGUCCUGACAAGGCGCAGGACAAAAAUACCUUUGCUGAUGGGAAAGUCGAGGUAUCGCCGAAAGUCCCGAUUGCUAAAGCGUGUUCACCAGCCAACGACAUCAUUCUCGAUUUAUCUAGAAGAAAACCCAAGGGCAAGGGUUCUUUCUUGGAGAAAAUUGUAUCGAAGAUAGCCAAGCAGAAGGACGCUCUUCUAGAAGGUGAAGUAGGUUCUCUGCUUGACACCGCGGCCGAUGAAUUGACUAGUAUCCUCGACGAGGUUGGACCUACUUUAGCUGAUAAUAUAGAGAACACAAAUUCUGAUGAGACAAAUCAUAACUCGAAAAAUUAUGAUAAAAAUGAGACAGUUAUGUCUGAUGAUAAAGAACUGCCCGCGAUUGUCAAUUCUGAAAAUCGAGCAUUGGAAAAUGAUAAAAUCAAUAUUGAGAGUAUGGUUUCUAAACAUUCGACGGAUUCGUUAAAGACUUCAGAUGAUCUCGAAGAAAACUUGACAACGAAGACUAAAACUCGAAACGAGAAAAUUAAAGUAGAUAAUAUUUCGGAUGUUGAAAUGAAAGACGAUAACGUGAAUAGACAACUGAGUGAGAUAAUGCAUUCCACUGGAAAGUCGCUGGACGAAUCUUGUAAUAAUAAAUUGGCAACGAACGAAGAAGUAAUUACUCCGACAGAAAUUUUAGAAAGUUCUGCAUCUGUGACCGAUACUUCAGUUUCCUGUUCGCUAAUGACGACGCCGAAAGAAAAUUUAAGAAAACACGAAAGAAAGCAAGACGUCACGAAGUCCAGGAGAAAAGCUAACAAGAGAUUCGCGGAGGAUGCAAAUUCCUUUAAGAAAAAUAAAAAGAGAUUAGAAAUUGCCGAAGAAAAUGUUGCACAGGAGAAUUUCAGGCCAGAUGACAUCACAUUGAAGUACAAAGAGGCGUUCGAUAUUAUAAAUGAAUUUUCAAAGAAAGAUGAUACUACCAUGGAGACUUUAAACGCAGAUUCCGAAGUCGAGAUACCGAAGCAAUUGGAUUUACAAAAGAAUCUCGCGAAAUCUGAAAAGGAAUUGAAUCUUGCGAAAGUCACCGAUCUUCAAGAAGCAUCUGCGAACAUUGAAGAAUCCAUGGACAAAACGAAUCCCGAGAAAGAAGUGACCGUCAUCGUUAGUGUCCAGUUAACAGAAUCAAUCGAGAAGAACGCCGAUUCUAUGACGUUAUCUUUAGAGGAGAACAUAGAAUGUGAAAAAUUUGUAGAUGAGUUUCAGACUCGAACCGAUACGAAUGAGCUUUCAUCUAGGCGUACAUCGAAAAGAAAAUCACAAUCUGCCUUAUCUGAAACUUCUCUAAUAGAUGCUGCCACAAGUAUCCCUCAAAAUUCCGUAAGUUCGGCUGAUAAGAUCGCUGAAAAACCUUCUUCAUCUACGAAGGAGCAGUCUUUGGAAUCAAGUGAUGCACAAUCGAUAAAAAUUGGGACCACUGACGAAGACUCGGAUGUUCCUUUAGAAAAAUUCUUGCAUUCUUUCAUUGAAACAAUAUCUGAGAAACACAAAGAAACUACGGAAGAGAAUCUUAAUUUGCCCUCAAGAUCACCGAAGAAAUGUGACUCGAAGAAGAAAUCGUUGGCUGAUGAAUAUCUGAAGCUAUCAGAGGAUAAGUCUGCAAAAGAUGCUUCAUUAUUCAACGAGGAAUCCAAUGUCAUAGAUUUUAACGAAUCCUUAUCCGUCAGCUUAGAACAAUUUAAAAUACCGGAAAUAAAAGAUCUGACACAGAUCGCGAAGAAACGGGGUCUUCGAAAGAAAUCACUCCCAGAGGAUGGUCGCUGGAAUGGCGGAAGCGUUUCCGAAGAAUCUCGAAUAACCGAGGAACCUGCGGAACUUGGCGAGAUAUCAAACUUAAUCGAGGAAAAAAUCGAAGAGCGAGAAGAAACAGAGAAAAAUGUUGUGGGACAAGAAUCGAGAAUGAAGAGACUUGCGAGAUCGAAGUCUUCAGGUUCAAUCGGGCUUAAUCCUUGUCUAACCAGAACGAGAUCUGCGUUUAAGAGAAAGACACAGCUGUUGAACGAGGAUCUUGCCGAUUGCAGCACCCGAAUUCAGAGCUCUGAAAGCACGGAUGAUUUGUCCGAGAGUUCAUGCGCUAGCGAGUCCAGCUACUUCAGGAAGAAACGAUUCGCGAAGAAGAAGAGGAAAGAGGAGACGACGGUUAGUGACAGCGCACGGGGUGACGCUUCUUUCACGGACUCGAUAGCCCUGAAGAACGAUAAACAAAAAGAGAAAUCGGACAAGACCAUAUCGUUGCUCGACGAACACCUCGAUCUCUCCGAUGCGGACGACAUUGACAUUCCUAUGGACAUUCAAGCUUCGUUAGAAAAUGCAGAAGCUUUGGAGAAUAUCGAACGGGAAUUUGAACUUGCAGAAAAGUCUUUGGACUUGCAAAACGAAAACGCAGACAAGCCAACGACAGACGACGCAAACAAAGAUUCUUGCGCCACCGAACGACCGGCAUCGAAUAAUCACGAUCCUCUAGAUAAUCCAGUCACCCCGAAGAAACGCGCGGCUGGUAAUUUCGUGGUGGUACAUAAAAAAACCGGUGAGAUCCUGAUCGUGGAGAAGAAGAAGAAAUUAACGAAGGAGGCAGCUAGGUUCUUUUGCAACGUGUGCACUACCAGCUUUACUCGCAAAAGUUCUCUGAAAAAGCACACGUUGUCGCAGUCCCAUUUGUCGCAGUUAGCAAAAUCUACUAAGGACAAUGUCGAGUCUAUUAACAACGGUACACCUGAGAAUACUGAAGAGAAUGACAACGAAUGGAAGAACAAUGAAGAAAAUGAGGAACAAUCGAAGGGCGUUCCAGAAGAUCGAUUUCACGAAACCGAUCAGAAGUCUUUGGAACCGGACGAAAAUUAUGUUUCUUACGCAGAUAGUAUGGAAUCGACGAAAUCUCUGGUAGAUUUCGGAACUACGCGACAGACGUUGGAAGACAAACUGCUGGAUGAGGAGAUUUGUAAAAUAACCGAGAACAUGAGUCACGAUGAAUACGUUCUGACGGAUCAAGUAACACCAGAAGAGCCGAUGUUGUCGUCAACGCCGAUAAAGCCCGUACAGAAAAAGCAAGAAGAUUUGGGACGAAACAAAAAUGGCGAGAAGAAGCGAAACAGAUCGAAGAAAAGGAAUCUGGCGGAAGAACAUUUGCUCUUAGACUCUCCUGCGUUGGAAAAGUCUAAAAUCGAUUCAGACGAGCUUUCAAAAUCAACCAACGACGUACGAGCUUUCUCGCCAUCUUACGAUCAUACUUCAACAAAGGAAAUGAUAGAAACGAUAAAAAAGAUCGAAGGUGAAGAAAGUGUAGACAUCGCUGAAGCAAAGAAUCAGGAAGAAUUAAUUGUUAAAUCUUUGAAUGAGGAAAUAAAUAGUUCAAAAUUAGCCUGCGACAUCGAUAUGAAAAUUGAACAACAAGUGGAAUCCACAAGAACUACAAGAAGGAAAAAGGUUUCCAAAGUGGAUAACGAUGACAAAGAGGAGACUCCAGUUUCAACUGAGACGAAUCGUUUCAGUUUGAGGCCCAGGAGAAGUAAAAACAUCCAGCAUUACGAAGAAUCUGAUUUCGAAGCUGAUGUAUAUUUUAUGGAUACUUCUACGGAAAUUAACAGCGACGAGAUAGAAAGUAAUUAUGACACGCAAAAGAGGCAGAACGAAGUGGAAGAAGAAAUGAACAGGAAUGUAGCGCAAGAAAAGACGCAGAUUGAUACUGAAAAUAAGAAUUCCGAGGACGUGGAAGUCUCAAAAUCGAAGACAGAUUUGACGGGUGACACCAAGAAGAGGAAACGUGGCAGACCGAGACUUAAAGAUCGAAUUGUUCCGGAUUCGAGUACUAUUUCAGUUCAGGCGAAACCCGAAGUUAGCGAAAAUGACGCUGGCGCUACGGGUAAUGUUGAUGAAUCAAAAAUCAAAGAUCAAAAAUUAGAUUUGCAUACCAAAGAACGUCUUGACGAGACCGGCAAGGCGCCACAUGUUAAUGCGAGUGCCCAACCUCCUAAACGGAGAGGCAGACCUAGAAAGAAUCCUAUACCGGUUGCAAACAAUUCCUCAGUACAAACAGAUUCGAGUGCCUCCGGAUCAAUAAAAUCAAAUCUCGACGUAGUGAAAGAAAAGACAGACGCGAUCGAAUCAUGUUCCAAAACGCUUGUCGAAGAAAUCGCAUCGAAUGGUUUGACAAGUUCUUUGAAUCUGAACGCGGAAUCUUCACCCGCCGUUCAGGAUCAUAUCCCGGAAUUGAGUUUAUCCGAGACGAAGAAAGAUCUAUUAAAUGCUGAAGAAGUUCAAAGUACCGAGCUGAGCAAUUCCGAAGAUUGGCAGAAAAUAGAAUCUGCCGAUAUUAAGACAAUCGACACCAUGCUCGUAAAGAAUUGCGAGAAUACGCUUGCCUUCAAUGUUUCAUCGUCGGAAGAAGAUAAAGUUGAAAUAUCAACGCCGUCGGAGAUGAAUACGUACAUUGAUGAUAGGGAACGUGUGUCAGAGAAUAAAUAUAACGAUGAUAUGAAUGUAAACGUUUUAACGAAUCUAACGACGAUCGAAACUGCAAUCGAGCUUCCUCCACAAGUGAGCGAACAAACAUCGAUCAGUGAUUUGAAAUCGAUUGAAUCAAAAGCGAUCGAACCCGACAGCAAUGAGAUCUCCGACAUACAGAAAUUGCCAGAUGUCUCAGAAGAAAAACAAACAAAGUCAGAAGGGGAUUUCCCCGAAGAGGAAAAAACUCUCAACGUAAAGCUUUUAUCAGAAUCAAAAGGCAGCGAGGAUGAAACGUCGAUCAUCGACGAUAAAUCUCUUCCCGUCGUAAGUUCUCACGAAUUCCAGAAAACGAUAGAUAAUUUAGAGAAUGAUAAUAUUCGCGACGAGGGAAUGAUCCAACUAGAGUCGUCCAACAAGAGAUUAUCUAGGAAGUCGACGAGUAAAGAACGAGAAGCUAAAAAAUUGAAAACAUCCAGGGGUAGAAAGAAAAAGGUCAAAGUUGCCGAAUUAUCUAGCGAUAGCGAGAACGAGGAUGACAGAAUCGAAUCUGCUGCUUCGAGCAAGAGUAAAAUCGUGAAGAGUGUGUUCGGUCGAGUGUUUGGCGGUGAGAAGGCGGACAAGGUGAAGGAAGUGCUAAACGACUGGGUGUCGCGGUCGGAAGAUGACUCAGACGUGUCUAGGAGUGCCUCGGAGGUGAGAAUCAGUGUGCGCGGACCGACGAAGUUCCCUGAGAAUCGACACAAGAAGGACAAGAAGUGCCACUCCGAGACGAAGAAGGAUACCGAGCGAUCCAAAAAGAAAGGAAGUGACAAGUCCGGCGGUGAGGUUCACGGGAAGUCGAAGAAUCGGAAGAAGCGGGAGAAGGAUGUCGAAUCGAUGUCGGAGAAUUGUGCCGAGUCGCCGAUCAAUCCGGCUAAGCGAAGGCACAGAGAGAGUAAGAUGAGGGCGGAUGAGAAGAUCCUAAGAACCUUCGACAACGAGUCGCCGAUUGUUUCAGACGAGGAUGAUGAAAUGAAGAAAACGAGCGAUCAGAUUAACAGCGAUCAUUUGAACGACAAAGAUAAGGAGUCGAAGAGAUAUCUAUACGAAAAAGAAUUGAAUAAAGAACGAACAAAGGAUAAAAAUUUUACCUCCGAGAUCUGGGAGAGUCUUCAGGUCGGUCACGACGUUCAUGGGAAGUCGAAGAAUAGUUUUAGCUAUCGUAAAAAGCAAGACGCUACCGCGAGGGACGAGUCGCCAUCGCAGCCUAAUGUGUUCAAGUGUAGACGGAGGGAAAGUAAGACCAGAGCCGGCGAGAUGAUCUGGAGAACCUUCGACAUCGAGAUGGAGACCGUAUGUUCCGAUCAGGAUUCCAGCGAGAUGGACGAAAUUUCUAAGGAGCAGGAGAAUGAGGAGUUUUACGAACCUAAAGAUCAUUCGAAUUCAAAGAGCAAACAAAAGGACGAUGAAGCUUGGAAAAAUGUCAAUUCGAUGGAUCAGGAAGAGAAUGGAACGUACAGUGGACGCGGUAGGCUCAGAAAGGAUUCGAACAGUCGAAAGAAACAGAAUAUCAAUGUAAUUAGAAUCAGCAAAGCGAAGUCAGGUGAAAAGAGGGAUUUCGAGAAUGAGUCGCCGAUUCCUUCGAGAGAUCAGGAAACGAAGAACGAAACGCGAAACGAUGAAACGGCGCGAUCUACGAACGAAUUGAGAAAUCGAUCGAAAACCUUGAUCAAAGAUAACAUUUACGACUCCUACGGUGAGUCGAUUGUCUCGAAGCACACGAGUAAAGAUAAUCCGGAUAAAUUGUUACUACAUUUAGAUCGGUCAUCGAGUUCCAAAAAGAACAAAAAGAUCAAUGAGGAUUGGAAACAUUCGGCGAAAAACUUAGAAUUCGAUCAGGAGGACGAUCAGCCGAUCGAGAAGGAAAUUGGACGAAAAGACGAGGAAUCCGCAAUAUCAUCGCGUAGCAGUUUAUUGGCCGAGGGAUUAAUAAUGAAGAAUCAAUUGGCUGAUAUCGAUGAAACUUCUCAGGCGAAUCGAGAAUCCGACGAUAACGAUAGUGACGAGGAGGAGGAAGAGGAUGAUAAUGAUCUCGGGCGGCAAAGAAUGUCGCCGCUUUACGCUCGCGAGACGCCCGACAGCUCGAUAGAAAGUAGCUCCAAUGAGGAAGAGGAAGAGGAGGACGAAGAGGAGGAUGGUGAGGAGGAGGAAGAGGACGAGGAACGCGUCACGCACGAGGAUAAUUCCAGAAAAACGAAUCCCAGCGAAUUCUCCGGGGAGAAGAUCGUCAUCAGGUCACCGUCGUCGGGUCACAGGUCGGAUGUGGUGACGAUCGCGCCCACAGACGCCAUCGAGGACAACGCUUUGGAUGUACCGAGGGAGAUUGAGUCAACGACGGAGACGCGGCAAGGCAAGAUCCUUAACUUCGACGAGGAACUCUUCGUCGAGUGUUGCUCGAGAUUGAAAGCCACCAGCGAGAACGAGCUGAGAGGCGCGAAGAAGAUUAAACUGGAUCAUACGGAAUCGUAUCAUAAACGAGAAGAUCAACCGCAAGGAUUCAGGGUUAAUAGGGAUCGUUGGAGAGAUGUGGAAAGCCAAAACAGUCUCGGUAGUCUUCUAGAGUCGGUAAAUCAGUUGCUUGGCGAGGAGAUGUACAACAGCCAUGAUAAGAGCUAUCGAACGCGCGGCAGUGAACAAUCGAGCAGAUCGGCUAGCCCGGACGCGUCGCGAGUCGACAAUCUCGGCUACGAAGACAGCCUGGACGUGGCGUUUGAGCACAAUAACAAACUGCGAGAUAAGAUCCAGCAGCGCAUGAGGGAGAGCGAGAAUCUAAUAGCCAGCACAUUCGGCCAGAAGAUCAAUGAUGACGAUCAUCCUGAUGAUGAUAAGCGGGACAGCGUUGGAAACUCGUACUCUUCGAGUAUUCACGAACACGAGCAGUUGUCAAUGUCGGUCACGUCGGAUAGAGAGCCGCCAGAGUCUUCACCAGGGCACAAAAACAAAGUGAAUUCAGCAUUAGGCGGUCUGCAUAAGGCGCUGCUGUCCAACUUGUUGCACAGCAAUGGCAAGCAUGAUCAUAAUGGUUCCGCUCCGAUGAAGCUGUUGGCGGAAUUAGCCUGCGCCCGAGCCCCGACCUCCACGUCGCCGGAGGUUACCACGAACAGCGGCAGGAAUCAUCAAUCGGUGAAGAUGGUCGCGGCGGCGGUUGCGGCCGCGGCUGCAGCUGCAGCAGCGGCGGCGGCGGUGACGACCAAGGAUGCCCCGAUUUCCCCAAAGAGGCCGACGAAGGACAGCUCGACAGUAACGUUGAAGAGCACGUUGACGAAGAAGAUGAGGAAUCCCAUCAAGGAACUGUUCGAGCGUAAGAAAGAGAUGAAUGACAGGAAGGAGCAGCAGGAACGUUCGAAGACCGCACUUGUCGAAUUAAACCUACAAAAGCCACGCAAGUCGAAGAAGAAUAAGAAACAGCAGCAGGAGUUCCCGCUAAUUCGUAGGAACGAGCACUAUGGCGGCUUGGUGGAGAAGAAGAAACGCCGCGAUUCUCUUGAUCGGAAAGUGGAGUCGGAGAGAAUAAAGGAUGUGUACGAGUUUGAUGAAGAGGAGAGCCAAAUGGCGCCUGCUCUGGGUAGCGUCAUGUCCUACAGAAGCCAAGUCGAUAAGAAUUAUGAUAUCAACUGGUUGAAGACGAGCACUACCGACGGGGACUUGGAUGUCGCUUUGGAAAACGGCAAGACAAAUUACAUCGCGAAUUCUAAGUUGGACGCUGUGAUGAAUCGUAAGUUUCAGGAACUGGAGAAGUUUGCACCGAAGACGAAGGGCGCUCUGAAAUCAUUUCAAAGCGAGGAGCAGCAACAGCAACAAUUUACUGAAUCGAUUACUGGACCGAUGGACGAAUUUGUUGAAAGAAAGCAGCAACGGUUAAAGCGAUCCAUGGAGCAGAACGUCAAAUCUGGCAAAAUCAAAAAGAGAGGUAGAAGCUCGAAGAAGCGAAUUAGAAAUGCCUGGUACGAGAAUGAUAGCUCGGAUGAGUUCAGAACGGCUGCAAAAGCAGAGGACGUCGGCGUUGGCAUUUCGAAAAGUCAACGUUCGUGCUCGAAGGGCAAGCAAAACUUGUUCGCGGAAUUGUCGACGUCAUCUGAGAGUGAAUACGAGCGGGAUGACGUCGACUACGCGAUCGCGAACGAGCAACGUCCAUCGAGAUCGAGGAACAGUCUAAAAAAAUCGCUCGACAUUGACGUCGACGAGACGGAUGACCAUCGCACAGUCAACGAACUCGAAUUCGACAAUGAGAAUCAAAUCGCAAACGAUUGGAAUCGAGCGAUGCAAGAAAAUGUUAUGAAAAACGAUCACGAUGCCGCGAAAUCAGAGUCAGAAAUGUCGGAUCAUUCCUUGAUAAUAGAUGAGAGAAAAACGAUCGACGAGGCGAGAAAUAGCGACGACGACAUCGACAAUCAAUACGAGAGGACGUUUGAACUGGAAGAUCUAUACAGGGAUGAUAGUUCGGAUGCCGAGACGGAAGUCGAAGAAAACGAAGAGACGAUCACUGAGGAAACAAAGAACACAAGCUCUGAAACGCAAGCAUUAGAUGAAAAUGCAAUUUCACAGACAAAACUUGCUUCUACAAACACGAAAGAUGAUUCUAUACCGGAGAACGAAUUGAUUCCCUUAGAAGAAGCUUUGGAUCUUCUAGAUCAGCAUGAGAAUCUUGAUUCGAAAGCUGAGAAUGUACGUGCUGAGAACAACAUCAUUAAUGGCAUUGCGGAUGAAGCUUCUAAUGAUGGAAUCGUUAAUGAGGAGAUGGAGAGUAAACGUUCGAGUCCUAUAGAAAUGCGAGAUGAAAAAGAAGAAGCGGAUGACGAUAUUCCGGCUUUGCCGGAAAAACUGUCCAGCAAUGAGAAACCGCAAAAAGAGUCUGAUCACAAUCUUCCUCUUCACGUGUUUCUUAGCAGAAAGGUGCAAGAAUCGAAAAAGAGAAAGCAGCAGCAGUUGGAUAAGUUACGGGAGGAGCAGGAGAGAAUACUCAUGGAUUUUCAGCCGACUAGAAGACAAAGGAAGUGCGCGAUAGGCAAACAAGGUUUACUGGCGGAAAUAAGUAGCUCAGACGAGGAAUCGUACAUGAGGGAUAACAGUAGGAAAGGCAACGAUCACGAUAAGCCGCGCAAAAAGAGAGAGUCGAAAGAAAAGAGAAAGGAGAGGUAUCUCGAGAAGAAGCACGAGCAAAUGAUUGCCAAGGAGCAGAAAGCGAUCGAAGAGGAAAUUCUGCGAGAGGUCGGCAAGAGAAAAGAGAGUCUCGCGCAAGGCGUAGACGAUGUCGUAUCGAAUAGAGACGCAGCGGAAAAAGUUGUCUCUGGACAAACUCAGAAGAAGAAACAUCAGACGAAGGAGAAACACAAGAAAAAUGGCAACGAAAAUAUUGACGAGAAUGAUGGUCAGGCUUCUCUAAAUAGUUCAGAGGACAAUCAUAAGUCAGAUUGUAUUUUCCCUAUCGUAGAGAGUACCACGGAAAACAAUAGCCAUCCGUUAUCUUCAUUAAAACGAAAGAAAAUUUCGAAAUCACCAGCAAAAUCGAAAAAAGUUUCCAGACCUGAGAAUGGAAAGAUCCCAACGAAUAAAAAGAACAAAGAACUAACCGCGGAAAAAACUAAGAAAACGUCCGCGAAUAACAAAGACUCCAAAGAGCGUAGAUCGUCCAGCGGGAAACGCGAUUCCGAUGACGAAGAAUUAAAGACCACUAAGUCAUGGAACAAGGUCGAAGAAGGCGUCGGAGUCGCGAUUGGCCGCCGGAAACGUACCGCUGCUCUUCAACUAUAUUAUUGGUCCAGUUCGAGUGAUGAGGAGGAGGCGCCUGAACCGACCCCAGCGCCGGAAGAAGAAGAGGAUGAUCGGCAGGAACAGCACGGCUGGAUAGUAGGCGAUUCCCACAAGCGGAUGAUUACGAUGCUGGCGAUGGAGAAGCAAUUGAAGGAGAAGCGACGCAGGAGCGAGGACGAGUUCGAGCCGAGCAAGGCGAAGAGCAAGAAGCAUCGAAACAGCACCUCUUGAUACGUGUUUCACGAUUAAGUUCAAUUAAACUCGCGCGAUAGACGCAGUGCAAUAACUAUGUCAUCCUGUUGAUCUAGAAACGUAGAAUAUAAAGGCGAAAAUCGAGGUGGAAAUCGAAAUUACAUUCUAUAUCUUUCAUGCUGAUCACUUGUGGUGGACUGUUUCGGUAGAUAGCAGUGGACAAGUUACAACCUGCGAUCUACAGUCAAAAAAGUAUAUAUUGUGUUCGAUCUUUUUUUUUUUCUUUUUGUUUCUUUUCCUCAUUAGCGAACGUUGCGAGCGAAGUGGAAGUGAUUCAGACAUGAGUCAAAAAAAAGAAGAAAAUCUAUAAUGUACAUAGCUGCUUGGCGUUAGAGAUUAGAGAGUAGAAGAAUAUCCUCUCCCGUGUUGCAAUCUAAGAAUAUACGCAUAUAUAAAUAAAUCGAGCUCUUAUAAAUACCGGAAGUACGUGAUAUAGACUGAACGUGAGAAGUAGCAGAAAAGUGAAGAGAGCACUCUUAGACAAUACUAGGACAUUUGUAACGUUUAGUUGUACGUAGGGGAGUCUCCCACAGGAAACGGGUGAGAUAAAGAAAGAGGGGGAAUCAGUCACAAGUCGCUUAUUUAGGAAAGGACAACGUAAAACCGGGUCCAAUCGAGUUUAGUGCUUCUACCAGCUUUUUUCGUGAUUUGUAAAACGUAUUUCUUCGUAUUCUUGCAUAUUCUUACAUAUUCGUACGUAUUCUUACAUAUCGCAGAGAAUGGAAAAACAUGAAGUCACGAAAA